AUGGUUCAGGCCGAUAGCUCCACCCGACGUUCCGUCAUCCCUAGAUUUCUCUACUGCCCUGCCUCUGCUGCCGUCGGCACCACUAAAUCCCUGGUCUUCGACGGGUUCCUUCUGGCCAGGGACGGGGGCGCGACGGCCUCAUUGCCGUCGUCGCCAUCGCCCGAACCUCCUAAUGACGAAGCACCGGAGCAGUUUCUCGUUCCGGCGCCCAAGGAGAAGAUUGAGCUCUACUCGCCCCAGUUUUACGCGGCCUGUACUGCUGGUGGGAUCGCUAGCUGUGGUCUCACCCACACGGCAGUUACUCCCUUGGAUCUCGUCAAAUGCAAUAUGCAGGUAAGUGUUGCGGGUUCAGGAGCUCGGCUUGUCCGGACAAGGUUUACGCAAAAUGCGUUAUGGCUGGUUGCUUGAUGACUGCUUAUGUUGACUCUACGUAGGCGAUAUAUUUCGAUGUUCUGUUACGUUAUUACUUUUUCGAAAACCUUGAUAAAACUUUUACGGCAUGUUUGUUAAUAUAAUUUAACGGUAUAUACUUGAUAAAGAUAUUUCUAAUGUGUUGCAAACGAUUUAUCAUCUACUUCCUUAAACUAUCAUUAAUGCAUUUUAUUUUAAUGUGGCUUAUUUUUUUCAAUCUCUGUCGUUUUUCCCCUAUUAUAUCUGAAAAUUAUUUUUCUUUCGGGUUUUCCAAGGUGAAAGGCUUCCAAUAAUGGGUAAAUGCCACUACUUUUACCAACUCUUCUAAUGAACUCUCGAGCAUGUGUUCGUUGUUCCCGAAGGUCAUGGCUGUAGCAUGUUACCCGAUUUUUUCGUUCACUCCCGCAUGUCCAAAGUUUGGUAGUAUAUCUUUACACUUUGGUAUUUUAAUCAUUUCUGUGAAGUUUUAAUUUUUUAGUGAUAGGACCAUACCAAAAGUUUGAUCUUAAUAUGGACACUUCCAUUGAUCAUUUAAUCGCAUUUCCUCAGAUUAAUCCUGAAAAGUACAAGAGCAUUUCAUCUGGAUUUGGUGUCCUUCUGAAAGAGCAGGCCAUCAGAGGCUUCUUCAGGGGAUGGGUGCCGACUUUGUUAGGAUACAGUGCUCAGGGUGCAUGCAAGUUUGGAUUUUACGAGUUCUUCAAGAAAUAUUAUUCUGAUAUUGCUGGACCGGAGAAUGCGGCUAAGUACAAGACACUGAUCUACCUUGCGGGCUCUGCCUCUGCGGAGGUUAUUGCUGAUAUUGCCCUUUGCCCAAUGGAAGCUGUGAAAGUACGUGUCCAAACACAGCCUGGCUUUGCCAGAGGUCUGUCAGAUGGAUUGCCCAAGUUUGUCAAAUCUGAAGGUGCACUGGGGUAUGCUGUCAAGCGUUUUUUUCUUAUUCUCAGUUGAAUGCAUCAUGUAUUCAUUUCUUGAUCCAUUUCUUUGACGUUUUAUAGGUUGUAUAAAGGCAUCGUUCCACUCUGGGGACGGCAGAUUCCUUGUAAGGUUUUUUCCUCCUAUUUUUUCAUGUCAGAUGCUCCGUACUUUUAAAAAAUAUCUGCAUUAUUGCCCCUAUUUCUCUUUUUUUUGGGUAAACUCUCACAUAAGCCACAUAUUCUUUGGGUUAUCAUUUGUUUAGGUGCUACGUUUUGUUCGAACUCUAAUGUUCAAUCGCUUGUUAUCUUUAUGGAUGGACGGUGAUACGAUGGAUGCAAGCUAGUCAUCAUGCAAAAUUCUACAUGACGUCCAAUUCUUGUCAAUAAUCGAAGCUCAUUCAUGUCUGUGUUCACAGUUUUGUUUAUGCUUUAAUCUCUUUUUCAUGUUCCAUUAUUGCAAUAUUGAGAGGUCAAAUUUUUAGGUUAUCAGUUAUCUCCAAAUCAUUAUGGUGAUUCAUGUGAUAGGACCAGUUCAACAUCACCCAAGUCAAUGCCAGUGGAAUGUCAUCAAGUUUAGUGAAGGGUUUACCAUAAAAAAUGUUUAUUUGAACUCCGGGCUUAUGGAAAAUUCCAAGUUGGUGCAUUCCCAUGUUAAUGCACCAACUUGGGAUCAUAUUAAUGUAUGUUGGUCUGCUGUAGGUGUUUCAUCUCCAUCCACAAGAAGCAUUACCCCACAUUCCCUGUAAAAACAAAAGUUCAGCUCUGUGGCAUUCUCAGUUAUAUUUAAUUAAAGUGUUGAGAAAUGCAUGUGAGUGUUGCUACAAGCUUUUUCUCUGCUGAAUCCAAUAUCCUUCUGGUGUAUUGACGAACGAGGUUGGUUUUCUAAUUCUUUUAAAAACUCAUGUAGAUCAGGAUGAUUAAAUUCAAAUAAAAUUUAUGUAUCCAUUAAUUUACCGUAGAUAAAUUGAUCAUUAACCCUUCACUGAUAAUUUUCAGUGUGAUAAAGUUCUUUCACAGGACUUUAGAAAAAAAUAGAAAAAAAAGGCCAAGUCUCAUUUAGUUUUGUCUGAGUUUUUCAGGUUGUAUGUAAUCAUGUGUUCUCAGAUUUUAUAAAGCGUUAUAUGUUUAUGUGUGCCUAUUUGUAUAAAAUUUGUCGUGGAAACGAGAGUACUCCAGAACAUUUUUGUCUUUGAUAUCUAUUGCCAGGCAUAGUGGACCUUAUUUUAAAUAAACCAUCUUAACUAUGCCUUGAUGUGCUUCCAUGCCAAGGUGGCAUUGGCCCCGGGUUUAAGAAGGCCAGGACUGGGCUGCCUACUCUACAGAUUGCACCAGUUUUGCUCUGGUCCUAUUCAGAAUAGAAAUUGUCUGGUCUGAACUUCUGUACUGUACAGUUGGAAACUUCCUUGUGUCUUAUGUUCUUUUGAUUCUGAUGGUCUAUUUGUUUCUGCACCUUUUUGAAGAAAAAAUAAGUACAAUGAUCCCAUAUGGAUUUGAAUGUUUUGGGUUUCCUCCAACUUGUUUAUGAAAGGUAACAGAAAUCCCUGAUCUCUCAGUAUUUCUAGGAAGGUUUUGAUCAAUCAUUACACUAACAAAGCAUACUCAUGGUUUACAUUGUUAGAAAACCAAUCGCCAAUGUCUACCUUGCAGAAAAAAUCUUUAGUUCCUGCUCUACUUAUCAUAUGGGCCUAAUAAUUUAUUGGCUAUGUUAAGGUACAAUGUUCAAUGGAAGGUCUAAACACUAGGUUUACUGCUAAGUGCAUCAAAUUAUCCUUGAUAAUUCACUAGUAUGAUUUUAUCUCUAAUGGAACAAGCUGUGUACCCGGAGCUUCAUCCCUAAUUUUCUUGCCCAUUAUGACCACGGAAACAAGAAGAGAUCUCUGCCUUAUUUCCAUAUGUGGAACAAGCAUUGUAGAUGGCUGCCACUCGGGAACAGUGUGACAAGUGGACUCAUCAUCACUACUGUUAUCAAUAGGCGGCAUCUUUCAAUGCCAUAGUCAGCAGGAAAGGAAGAGGCCCAAUGAACUGUAAUUUUCACAAGUAAAUAAUUGCUUCUUAAUGAUAGUUAUACCAGGAAUAAUACUUUUAUCUUAUUAAAAAUAAUGUUUUUUUUACUGCUUAUUGUACUGUUCUAAUGCACGAUGAUUUUGUGCAGUUAUGUAUCAGUGUCUGGCCAAUUCUUUUCUCUACUUUACAUAUUUCCCACUUACAUCAGUUGUAUAUUUUUUGAAUAUUUAUAUUUGUAAAAAAAAAAUCUUUGCGUGAAGAUACUCGCAUUUUUAUAUAUAUAUAUAAAUUUCCCACUUGCAUUUUGUACUCUCAGAUACAAUGAUGAAGUUUGCGUCCUUUGAGACUGUCGUUGAGAUGAUCUACAAGCACGCCGUCCCCAAGCCCAAGGACCAGUGCAGCAAGGAGCUCCAGCUCGGCAUAAGCUUUGCCGGUGGCUACAUCGCCGGUGUCUUCUGUGCAGUCGUCUCACACCCGGCCGAUAAUCUCGUCUCUUUCCUCAACAAUGCCAAGGGAGCCACAGUCGGUGAUGUAUGCCCCCUCCACCGGCGUUGGCAGCAGCGGCGGCGACGGCGGAUCUUUUUCCCUGCCGACACCCACCCUGCUGCCACCUCUACUCUCUCGGCCUGUGCUCAGGUUUUGCCAUUUUCGGGUUGCUUUCAGGCCGUCAGGAAGCUUGGGGUGUGGGGCCUCUUCACAAGGGGGCUCCCACUGCGUAUUGUGAUGAUAGGGACGCUGACUGGUGCGCAGUGGGGCAUCUACGACGCCUUCAAGGUCCUUGUUGGCCUGUAAGUCUCUCUCUAUCUCUCUCUUUCUCUUUCUAUCUCUACUCUCUCAAGUUUUAUGUUAGAAGGAAGAUUACUAUUAUACGUCAGCUAUGGAUGCCAGCGAGGGGGGGCCCAUUACUUUUUCUAAAUCCCACAAUGAAGGUUGAUAAUAUCUGGGAAUAGCUAUAAUGUAAUCUCCUUACUUGGGGGGGGGGGGGGGAGGUUGCCAACCAGGCUGCCAGCUGGCGGGUCACUGGGUUAAAGAACGGUGGACGUGGCAGGUCUACUGCUGCCGCGUGGAAACAUCUGGGGCCCACAGUCUUCUCUCUCUUUACUAUUUCUGUCCUUUGAUGGGGCUACGGACUAAUAUGAGAUCGGCUGCGGUUUGUCCAGGCCGACGACAGGUGGAGUCAAUGCCCCCGUCCCGGCCCGGGCUCCCGCCGUGGCUUCUAGGCCCGCUCCGGCCAAGUGA
Molecule: messenger RNA, 4568 nt
Organism: Spirodela intermedia
Lineage: Eukaryota; Viridiplantae; Streptophyta; Magnoliopsida; Alismatales; Araceae
Source: the annotation of a GenBank genome assembly